AUGAAUCGUUUUCCAAACCGAAAAACUGCAAAUUAUCAUUCUAAUAAUCCUACAAUGUCAUCUCAACAUUUUUCAAAUAAUUAUUCUGAUAAUCAACUAAAUAGUCAAAAUUGUAUGGGUGGCAAUAAUUACAAUCCUAUCGUUUAUCAACAAACUAGUAUUUAUCCCCCAUAUGGUUUCAAUGGUUGUAAUCCUGAAUUUAAUGGUGGUUUUUACCAUAAUCCAAUAAACACAAUUCCUAAUCUUGUAUCUGAUUCAAAAACAAAGUAUCUUUCUACUAUCAUUCAUCCUAACAAUGGAAAAGGAAAAUCUAUUAUAAAUUCACAACGAAAUUCAUAUGCUACUACUAGUAAUAGGAAAUCUAAGUUUUUUCAGAUGAACAUUAAUAAAUCAAAAGGUGCACAAUUUCAUUGUGAUCUCUGUAAAGUACCAUGUUCAGAUCAAAAGGCAUUGGAUGAUCAUAUCAAAGGUAAAAAUCACAGAAGGCGUGAAGCAUUAGUAAAGCAAAAUAAUGAUGAAUCAGUUAAGCAGGGUAGUGCAUAUAAAUGUGAAGUUUGUGAGGUUUUAUGUAGUAGUAAGGAUGCUUUAAUUAGCCAUGUUAAAGGAAAAGCUCAUGAAAAACAGAUAGCAAAUUUAAAAAGGCUAAAAUUGCCAAUACCUCAAGUAAAUUACAAUCCCGUGUCUUCGACUAAAGAACCAUGUUAUGAUCCAGGAACAAAUGAAGAAAAGAUUGAAGAUUUAGAAGAAAGUGGAGGUAAACAGGUAGUUGGUGAAGAAUACAUUGAAAUAAUAAACUGCAACAUAACUGGGAAAUUUAUUGAAUAUAGUUGUAAAUUGUGUGAGUGUCGAUUUAGUGAUGUUAACGCAAAAAAUAUUCAUCUUUCUGUGAUUAAAAAAGGUGAAAAAAGAAAUUGUGGUAAAAAAGUAAAAACUAAGGGCGUAAAAAAAAAUAAACUUGAAAAACAACGUUCUACAUUUUUAUUUAACGAUAUUUUAAAUCAUGAUACAUCUUAUGCUAUGACAUUUAGUUUGCCUAUCUUUUAUUCUUUAACACAUGAAGAUGAAAAAAUUUAUGAAAAAUGUGAACAAUUAUCUUUAUCUAGUGAUAAACUAGCUAGUAUUAAUGAAGUGUACAAAAUAGUAGAAGAAGCUAUAAAAAAUUUAUUUUCUAUUGAAGUGAAGCAUUCUCCUGACAAUGUUUUAAAAAUCAAAUGCAUUGAAAAAGUUGGUAUUCUUCCUUGUGGUAUUGCAAUAAAUAUUGAUAAACAAUUUGAUUUAAAUCUUGUUUUAAAUGAUUAUCCUACAUGUGAAAACUUUAAAUAUAUUGUUAGUAAUUUAUCAGAUGAAUUAGAAAAAAUAUCUCAAAGUAAAUGGAAAAUUGAACCAAAAAUUGAUGAUUCAUCUAUAAUAAUAAGUCAGUUAGAUACAGAUUUUUUCAUUUGUUUAUGUAUUACUUCUCCUGCUUGUCGUGAUUCAAAUAUAUCAAAUUUACAUACCUCUGAAGUGCUUUCAUAUGAUUCUACAAAUAACAUCUUAAGAAAAGUAAGACAUUUUAAUUGGUUUGAGUAUUACUACGGUUCAAAUAAAGAGGUUAAAUCUACAAUUCAAAUACUACGCCAAAUAGCUUAUAAGAUACCAUCAUGGAAAGUAUUUAGUGAAGAUGUAUAUCUCAUGCUUCUUUUAUUUCAUACAUCAAUAUCAUCAUUAAAAGAAAGAUUAUAUCCUUCAGGUCUACUUAGAAGAUUUCUUGAAAUGCUUGCAUCAGGUUUAAUUAUUCCUCAGUCGUUUGUUAUAAUUGAUCCAUGUGAACGUGACGAGAGAAAUGUUUUACAAAAUCUUAGUCAACAAAAUAGAGAAGAUAUUACAAAUUGUGCUCAACAUGCUUUAAGAAUGAUGUCUUUUAACAAGUUAUCAGAUAUAAUUUUUUUGGGAAAAAAAACUGAAGUUGGAAGUAGUUUUCCUGAAAAAACACUUGGUGAAAAAGACACUAAUUGUUUAAUUUCUCCUAGUCUUUGUGAAAAUAAUGGUGUUUCAAAAGAUGAAAUUUGUGACAAUAUGGAUGUCUCCCGUAAAAGAAAGAUUGAUGGAAUUAUAGUCUUUCCAGAAGCUAAAAAUUUAAAAAAAGAAUUGUAA
This is a messenger RNA of Strongyloides ratti, 2133 nucleotides long. RefSeq names its product Zinc finger RNA-binding protein. Gene Ontology annotation, cellular component: precatalytic spliceosome. Gene Ontology annotation, molecular function: single-stranded RNA binding; double-stranded RNA binding; zinc ion binding. Bases 1 to 2133 code for a protein of 710 amino acids. The record is from RefSeq and is a predicted model, not a curated record. NCBI's taxonomy places the organism in Eukaryota, Metazoa, Nematoda, Chromadorea, Rhabditida, Strongyloididae. The transcript has 4 exons.